Messenger RNA from Carlito syrichta (Philippine tarsier), 3452 nucleotides. It is a transcript of the gene ARF6, whose product is annotated as ADP ribosylation factor 6. Bases 155 to 682 code for a protein of 175 amino acids. Gene Ontology annotation, molecular function: GTPase activity; GTP binding. The transcript has a single exon. Gene Ontology annotation, cellular component: cytoplasm. The record is from RefSeq and is a predicted model, not a curated record. NCBI's taxonomy places the organism in Eukaryota, Metazoa, Chordata, Mammalia, Primates, Tarsiidae. Gene Ontology annotation, biological process: intracellular protein transport; vesicle-mediated transport.
CCGGCCCCGGCCCCGGCCCCGAGGAGGCGACUCGCACGCAGGCCGCACGGGCGCCCUCGCGGCGGGGGGGGCUUCGUUUCGGUCUCGCGGCGGCGGCGUUGGCGGAGGGGACCCGGAGCCCCUGAAUGCCCCCGGCCCCGGCUCCUCCGACGCGAUGGGGAAGGUGCUGUCCAAGAUCUUCGGGAACAAGGAAAUGCGAAUCCUCAUGCUGGGCCUGGACGCGGCCGGCAAGACCACCAUCCUGUACAAGUUGAAGCUGGGCCAGUCGGUGACCACCAUUCCCACCGUCGGCUUCAACGUGGAGACGGUGACUUACAAAAACGUCAAGUUCAACGUCUGGGACGUGGGCGGCCAGGACAAGAUCCGGCCGCUGUGGCGGCAUUACUACACCGGGACCCAGGGCCUGAUCUUCGUGGUGGACUGCGCCGACCGCGACCGCAUCGACGAGGCCCGCCAGGAGCUGCACCGCAUCAUCAACGACCGGGAGAUGAGGGACGCCAUCAUCCUCAUCUUCGCCAACAAGCAGGACCUGCCCGAUGCCAUGAAACCCCACGAGAUCCAGGAGAAACUGGGCCUGACCCGGAUUCGGGACAGGAACUGGUAUGUGCAGCCCUCCUGUGCCACCACGGGGGACGGACUCUACGAGGGGCUCACAUGGUUAACCUCUAACUACAAAUCCUAAUGAGCGUCCUCUACCCGUCCCCUGGAAGGAGAGGAUCAAAAACCCAUUCAUAGGAUUAUCGCCGCCAUCACCUCUUUCAAUGGCCACUUUCUCUUCUUUCGAGUUUGAACUCUGGAGUUCCUGUUCUACGGUUUGGGGGGUGGGGCUGGGGGAUGUUCUCUUUUGUUUCUUUUCUUUCUUUCUUUUUUUUUCUUUUCCCUUUGGCUUUGCGUUAGGAUGCUCUGAUCUGACAUUUGACACGAACACAAAGUGCUAGAUGCGCUUGUGGACUUCCAGCAAAAUGGAAUGGGGAAACGUAGCAGUUCUUGGUAAAGUCCUUUGUAAUAAUGGUUUGAUUUUUUUAUUUCAAGAGAAUCUUUUUUUUUUUCCGAUGUAUGCUUUUUUCCUUAUUUGCCCAGUUUCCUUAUCACUUGCUGUAGAUGGCUUAUUUUGCAUUCAUGCAGACUAUGUUGCAAGUCUGUUUCAUCUAGUAAACUGAAAAUUAUUGCUUAAUCAAACUGCCGUUUGUCUUUUAUAUUUAAGGCCUCUCCCCUUCCCUUAUGAGUUCUAACUUUAAUUUAGUAAUUUCAAAUGUGACCUUUUCUAAGACCAGUAUAGUAAACUUAGCCCACAGUGGCAAAUAAUGAGUAAUAAUACAUUGUAACAUGUUCCAGUUGCACAUCAGUAUGUUAAACAGGUAAUGUAAGAAGUUCUUUGAAAUGUCAGCGAUUAAGUUCUGAAACAUACAUCAUGCAUGAGUAGGAAUAAAUCCAAAUUCCCCAUAAUAUAGCUAACUUAUGCUGCAUACAAAUACGAAAGUGUGACCCAUCGAGGACACAUUUUUUUCACUGCAAAGUUAGUCACUUUGCUGUUUUUCCUCUUUUUUAACUUUAAAAAUAGAUGUUUCCAGAAAUUGGAGCAAUAAUGCUGUUUUCCACAUACAGAUGAAAUAUUUGGAGGUCUUUUAAGUGACUUUUGGGCAAAACUGGAAUGUAUGCUUUUACCUUGUUUCAAAUGUCUGAAGAGCAGUAAUUUAAAAGUUACUGACAGGUUUGCUUUGUUCAUUAAUAAAGCAUUAACAAUUCAAAUUAUAUGCAUCUUUUACCUAGUUGAAAAAAUACACAUUCCUGUUUUCACAUUGUAGCAACUGAUUAAGCUGAAGAUAUACAAGUCAAUUUUUAUACAUGAGUGAUCCACAUCUCCAUGAAUUAGAACACUGGAAAAUAUGUUUUAUAAAAAAAGGUAUUUGAUUUUGUUUGUAGGAUUAACUCAUGCAAAUAGAAAGUCAGAUAUCCUGUUGGUUCAGAGGUACACUGUCUCCUUUAAGGAAGGAAAUGUGAUGAAUGAGUGGUGUGUAGACUUGAGGGUUGACAGUUAAAGGGAAAGUAGGAUGAGGAGAAAGAACCUGCAGAUGACAGUGAAUGUAAACUUACUUUCAAGGGUAAGCAGUGUGCUCAUGGUGAUAUCCGGAUCCUAACAAGAUUACUUGGUUAACCGGUUAGGACCAGUAACUAGAUUGAGACCACUAUGAUCAUAUUUUGAACCCGAUGUAAAUGCUCAAUACAGAAUUGUGAAGCAGCAUCUGGUUCUCACAUAGCCUUAAGGAUUAAUUUUAGCGAUCCUCAAGGAAUUAAACUUAGGGAAUUUCUGAGAGGUAGAUUGCCUUUGCAGUCUAAAGAAAAGAUGGAGUGGGCUUUGUUUAUGAGGGUGUCUGGAAACUAGAAUCGAGCGGGAUGUCAUGGUAUAGUUGGACAGUAUUGGACCUUCGCGCUUUGGCCAUAUUGUACAACGAGCUUUUACCAAAGAUGUAUGAGAAGUAAAAGGCUGUUAAAAGGGUAUUGAGGUAAAACUCUUGACAAACGUUUUACUUAAAGCAGAUGAGAAAAGGUUGUGUUGUAGGUUCCUGCUGGUGCAGAGGGAUUUUUGAUUUCAAGAUACAACUAAAGUAUAAAGUUCUCAGUUUCACUUUAGUAGAAAUAUGUCUAGAAACGAGGCUGAUACACACAUCUAAGAACAUUUUGGUUGCUUUUUGAGAUUCCCAAAGCUCCACCAUAAAUGUAAUUCUUAGUGUUUGAAGUGAUUCCAUUUUAAGGUACAUAAACAUUGGUUAUCCAAAUAUCAAUGCUAUAGUAACAUCCUGAAACAAAACAAGCACAAAGGUAUAAAUGCCUAAACUGGAGGAAACUUGAAACCCUCAUGUUAAUUCUUAAAUGUAGUAUUUCUAACUUGUGAAGACAGUUAGAUUGGUAGGCAGCCAUUUUUUUGUGUCUUAAAAUAACUGGGGGCAUAGUUAAAAUUUUAUACAUCAAGUGAUUGCUAUUAUUGAAUGUUGCAGGUGAGAUGUCAUUUUUAGUUUAUUUGAAAUGUCUGGGGGGAGGGGGAAGCAAAUAUUUGAAAUUUGGAAAGCCCUAAACUUUUUAGUAAGAAAUUGUUAAUUUUCACUUAAGUUUUCUUGAAGGAUAUAAAAGCUUUAUAGUUGAUAUAGUUAAAUUGAAUGACAACCAUUGGUGAUUAUGGAGCAGGUAAUUGUAGCCUGCAGAAAAAUUAUAACAAUCUAAGAAUCAAAAUAAGAUCCUGAAGUUUUUGUUUAAUUGCAUCAAUUUCUGUAUUUAUGUGAAUUUAUAAACUGCAGUAAGUUUUGAAUGAGGUUAAUCUUGUUUAAUAUAAGUAAAUGAGUUUGUAGAAUGUGAUCUCCCCAAACUAAAAAGUACAGUACUUGGAAUUGUGUUCUUUAUGGUUGUAGUGUUGGUAAAGCACUAAUAUGCAGAAAAUAAAGGAAUUACACAGUGCA